Microstroma glucosiphilum is the source of this 507-nucleotide messenger RNA. RefSeq lists its product as hypothetical. Lineage: Eukaryota; Fungi; Basidiomycota; Exobasidiomycetes; Microstromatales; Microstromataceae. The transcript is spliced from 2 exons. The record is from RefSeq and is a predicted model, not a curated record. Bases 1 to 498 code for a protein of 165 amino acids.
AUGCUGGAAGAGGGAGAUACUCAGUCGAUACAGCUGGCGAGCUCAAAUACAUCACUCGACACGUAUUCCAUCAGGAGUAGAGAAGAUAUCCACCAGUACAGGCCUACCCUCCCUAUGCCUCACUAUAAGCGAAACGAUGAGUACGAGAUGAGCAACGCUUGGCUGUACAAUCAAAUAGAAUUCAAGCUACAAGUCUGCCGCAUCGAACCCGCCGGUGCUCGCAAUACCCCACUCAAAAGCAUUGCUGCAGUCUAUGCAAAGACGUCACGCUGCUCGUACUCGAUGCAGCCAGAUCAGAUUUACCUCACUGGCGCAGGAUGCGCCCCGAUCGAUCUGGAGUCAGCCUGGAAGAAUGAAAAUGUAGGGGUCCUGUACUCUAGAGUACAUUCUACAUUGGCUGUAUCCACAGCCAGCAUCGUACCCCCAACCUACGUCAAUCCCCUGGCCCUCAAGCUUGCAUACGAGACCAUCUGGCAGCAUUGCAAGCGCCAGCUGUAGAUCAUGACU